AUGGAGGAAAGCGACGGGAAACCACUUCCAUUACCCCCAUCCCAAGAGAAUCACAUGACUGCGUUCAACUCGAAAUAUUCCGGAGGUUUAAAUAGUUCCCCAAUCGGAUCUCCGGGGGGAACAGAUUUGAGCGAGGUCAAGUCGGCAGAUAUACGUAAGAAGAUCAAUAUAGGCACAUGGAACGUGCAAAGUCUAUUCGAAGCAGGAAAACUAGCCAAUCUAAUCCAGGAAAUGAAGAGACUGGACAUCGACAUAAUGGGAGUAGCGGAGACUUGGUGGCCAGAUGCAGAAGUGUGUAGUACUGGAGGAGGCGCGUUCUAUUAUUCAGGCAAUCAAGACAAGAAUCAUCGAAAAGGAGUUGGAAUUAUUGUGUCAGAUCGUUUUAAGAAUUGCAUCAUCGACUUCAUACCAUACUCAGAUAGAAUAGCGCUGAUAAAGAUUAAUGCCAGGCCAACCAAUUUAAACAUUAUCCAGAUAUAUGCGCCAACUGCUGAUGCACCGGAUGAGGAGAUGGAAAUAUUCUACGAGCAAAUAAAGGAAAUGUUGAAGCUCACCAAGAAACAUGAUAUGAAUAUAAUUAUGGGCGAUUUCAACUCUAGGAUAGGAAAAGAGAGAUAUGAGGAUCUGGUGGGACCAUUCGGAUUGGGAAUAAGAAAUGAGAGGGGCGAACGCCUGGUGCAAUUCUGCCAAGAAGAAGAUAUGAGAGUUACUAACACAUGGUAUCAAUUACCACCCAGGAGAUUAUAUACGUGGAGAUCUCCUAGAGACAGUCCGGAGAACAUAAGUCGCAACCAGAUAGAUUUCAUACUUAUCAAUAAACGUUUUGGAUCCUCAAUUAACAGAGUAAGCACUUAUCCUGGAGCGGACGUGCCCUCUGACCACAUACUACUACGGGCAACUAUCAAAAUCAAACUAACAAAGUAUGUAAAACCAGUCUCAAAGCGAGGAAUUGCCUACAAAAGGCUCAAACAAGGAGACAUAAAAGCUGCAAUGCGCCAUGAGAUAAAUAACAACAUAGAGGAGAUGUUAAGCUCGAGAAGAAAUGAGCACAAUCCAACCAAAAUAUGA
Molecule: messenger RNA, 1068 nt
Organism: Nylanderia fulva
Lineage: Eukaryota; Metazoa; Arthropoda; Insecta; Hymenoptera; Formicidae
Product: protein CFDP2-like
Molecular function (GO): catalytic activity
Source: RefSeq, a predicted model, not a curated record